AUGCCACGACAUAUAGACCCUAUUAUUGGUGAAAGAACUCCAUCAUUUAUAUUUGAAAAAUCAUUUGAAUAUGAUUUUAAAGUAGAUCCAAUGAAAUUUGGACCUUCAAUAUUGUCUCACCCUGAAUUAUAUCCUCAAUCUGUCAAAGCUCUACCUAGCACUGUGUCUAGCUGGGAAGAUACGAUAGAAAAAUGUAUCACGAGUAUUGUUUCAAUCAAAUCCUGUCGCACCCGCGGAUUAGAUACUGAAGUUCCCGGGUCUUUUACUGCUACUGGUUUUGUUGUAGAUCCAGAAAGGGGUAUCAUACUUUCUAACAGGCAUGUGGUAUCUGUUUCUCCCGUUACAGCAUGUGCUGUAUUUUGCAAUUACGAAGAAAUCGAGCUAAAGCCAAUAUAUCGGGAUCCUGUUCACGAUUUUGGGUUCUUUCAAUACGAUCCUUUGAAAUUGAGAUUUUUGGAGGUUCCUGGUAUCAAAUUACAUCCUAAAGGGGCAAAAAUUGGACAAGACAUUAGGGUUGUUGGUAACGAUGCAGGUGAGAAACUGAGUAUAUUAUCAGGAACACUUGCAAGAUUGGAUAGAGAGGCGCCUGAAUAUGGGAUUGGAGAAUAUAAUGAUUUUAAUACGUUCUAUUAUCAAGCCGCUUCAGGAACAAGCUCGGGGUCUAGUGGCAGCCCUGUAUUAGACAUUCAAGGAAGGGCUAUAGCGCUGAAUGCGGGUGGAGCUCAGACAUCGUCAUCUAGCUACUAUCUUCCUCUUGAUAGAGUACAACGUGCACUAAUGUUUAUUCAAAAUGAUAAACCCGUGCCACGUGGUACAUUACAAACAACUUUUGACUACCAAUCUUACGACACAUUAAUGUCACUUGGACUUGGUCGUCACAUUGAAAAAAGGCUUAGAUCGCAACCAAAAAGCUCGGAUAACCCAAAUGAAGGCCUACUUGUAGUCAAAUCUGUGUUGCAAGAUGGUCCGGGGUAUGGUUCUUUAGAGCCGGGUGACAUCUUGUUGACAUGUAAUGAACAGCUAUUACCAGGCUUAUUUAUUGAUUUGGAGCAGCGUAUGGAUGAUGCCAUUAGUUUAGGAACUUCAAUAAAUGUAGUCGUGUCCAGGUCCGGUGAACUAAAGGAAUAUUCUCUGAUGGUGAAAAAUCUGCAUGACAUAACCCCUCAUAGAUACCUUGAAUUUGGAGGGGGGAUCCUUAACGAUCUGUCUUAUCAAGUAGCGAGGUCAUACGGUUUAUCAUUGGAAACCCCCGGUGUGUAUGUUGGUGCGGCAGGUUUUAUUCUCGGUACAGCUCAGGUAUUGCGUAGAUCUGUCAUUGUUGCUAUAAACAGUUCACAUGUUGGAUCGCUGGAGGAUUUUUUGUCUGCUGUUUCAGAUGUUCCACAAGGUAGUCGUAUACCAAUCAGAUAUUAUUCACUUUCGAAACCUAUGAGGACAAAAGUUAUGAUCCUUCAGAUGGAUUGGAGAUGGCAUAAGCUUAGAAUGGCUGUUCGUAAUGAUCAAACAGGACUAUGGGACUAUACUACUUUGAAAACACCUUUGUUUGAAAAUAAUCCAUUACAAGCAGUAAAUACUACUCCUUACAGUCAUCAUAAUGUAAAAGAAAAAGAAAAAGAGGAAAGGCUUCUGUCUCUCCAAAAAAGUAUUGUGUCCGUGGAUUGUUAUUCGCCCUUCAUAAUUGAUGGCACAAAAAGUUCACACUCCUACGGCGCAGGUGUUGUUGUUUCUAUGGAUCCACCCUUAAUCAUAUGUGAUCGUGAUACAGUACCAGUAGGAAUUAGUGUGAUAUCUCUGAUAUUUGACAAUUCGAUUACUAUAUCUGCGGAUCUGAUUUUUUUGCAUCCGUUUUAUAACUUUGCCGUCCUAAAAUUUGAUCCCACACUGGUAUUUAAAUCAAACAUUGAUAUCGUAGUUGCUGAUUUAGAUGAUGGUAGCGAUUUGAAGGUUGGCGAUACGAUAAACUACAUUGGUUUGUCAGGUCAAAGCGAGAUUAAUUUCAAAAAAACUUCUAUCACACACUUUGCUCCCAUACGCACCAGUGAGACUUCACCUCCAAGAUGGAGAGCGACAAAUGUAGAGACUUUUAAAGUUAGUGAUGGGACUUUAGGUAGCCAAGGGGGUAUUUUUGCUGAUGACGAAGGUAAAGUAAAAGCGAUUUGGAUGAGCUUUUCCAUAGACAAUGAAAGAAGGGAGCAGUCGAGCGUCUUGGGUGGUCUUCCAGCAAGACUUGUUCUUCCCAUUGUUGAGCAGAUUAAAUCCCAACAGCCCCUUUCAGUCAGAGGGUUGGAUGUCGAAUUCUGGAUUUUGCAAAUCUCCAAUGCAAGGCUUUUAGGUGUUUCAGAUGCGUGGAUUGAAGCUAUAAAGCGUAACACGAAUCCAGUAAACCGACCCUCUGUAGUAUAUAUACUUGGUAUCACCGAUAUAUCCAGCCCUUCUGGAAAACUACUAAAAGUAGGUGAUAUUGUGCUUUCUAUAAAUGGGGAGGCCUUAUCCAGUAUCUCUGAUUUAGAGCACUUUUCAGAUAAGAAUCAAUUAAAUAUGACAAUUGCUCGAGAUGGCCAAGAACUAGAACUAUCCGUUCCUACUACCAGAUAUGACGGGAAAGAAACUACAGAAGUAGUAGGCUGGCAAGGUAUGCUUAUUCAAGAAACGUAUGCUUCAGCGAAAGAACAAGCCCAAAAGGUCAUACCAGAAGGUGUAUAUGUCUCUUGUUGUCUUUUCGGAUCUCCUGCACAAGCAAGUCUUAAACCAGGUAUCUGGAUAACAGAAAUCGACCAAACACCCGUAAAAACAUUGAAGGCUUUUCUGAAUAUGGUCAAAUCGGGCAGUUCUAGUAAACGCAAAACUAACAACCCAGACACAAGGGAAUUUCAUGCUGAUGGGAACAAUCACGAAAAUCUAAAAAAGAAUGGCUCUGCGUUAUUAGCGUCACCCACAAGAGCAGAAAUAGAAGAACUGAUGGCAUUUAGUAAUAGGUCUCAUAUUCAAAUCAAAUUCGUAACUGCAAGCAACGUCACACAAGUAAGGGCCCUGAAAAUGGAUAGACAUUACUGGCCAACAUGGCAUAUUUCUAAAAAUGAUGAAUCUGUUUACGGGUGGGAUAUGACGUUUAUAUCAUAA
Mucor mucedo is the source of this 3120-nucleotide messenger RNA. RefSeq lists its product as uncharacterized. Gene Ontology annotation, molecular function: protein binding; serine-type endopeptidase activity. NCBI's taxonomy places the organism in Eukaryota, Fungi, Mucoromycota, Mucoromycetes, Mucorales, Mucoraceae. The record is from RefSeq and is a predicted model, not a curated record. Gene Ontology annotation, biological process: proteolysis. Bases 1 to 3120 code for a protein of 1039 amino acids. The transcript has 5 exons.